AACGGGCGGAGAACCAUUGCUUAGACUCUCUUUCCCUCUCCGCUGAGUUGCGAGCCAUUGCUCCGUUGUAGCUAUCUCUCUCCAAGAUGCCGAAGCAUUACAGACCUCCUGGAAAGAAAAAGGAAGGAAAUGCCGCGAAAUACAUCACCCGAUCCAAAGCUCUUAAAUACCUGCAAGUCACUCUACCUGUUUUCAGGAGACUAUGCAUUCUCAAGGGUAUUUUCCCACGAGAGCCGAAGAAGAAGGUGGAAGGAAACCACAAGACAUAUUAUCAUAUGAAGGACAUUAUGUUUCUCGUACACGAACCAUUACUCGAGAAGUUCAGAGAUAUCAGGGCCUACGACAAGAGGGUAAAGAAGGCUCUGGCAAAGAAGAACAAGGACCUCGCUGAUCGAUUGUUGACGCGUAAGCCUUCUUAUACCCUCGAUAGGCUUAUACGAGAAAGGUACCCGAAAUUCAUUGACGCGCUCAGGGAUUUGGAUGAUUGCCUUACGAUGGUGCACCUAUUUGCAGCAUUACCUGCUAUUGAGAAGGAACAAAUUCCGGUUAAGCGUAUUCACAACUGCCGAAGGUUGAGCCAUGAAUGGCAAGCAUAUAUUUCUCGAACACACAGCCUACGGAAGACCUUCAUAUCUGUUAAAGGCAUAUAUUAUCAGGCUGAGGUUGAAGGGCAAAAGAUCACAUGGUUAACUCCACAUGCUCUGCAGCAAGUUUUAACAGAUGAUGUUGACUUCAAUGUCAUGCUAACCUUUUUGGAGUUCUAUGAGACUCUCCUUGCUUUUGUCAACUUCAAACUUUAUCAUUCCAUAAAUGUGAAGUAUCCACCCAUUCUUGAUCCUCGAUUGGAAGCAUUAGCGGCAGAUCUAUAUGCUUUGUCUAGAUUUUUUGCUGCCAAUUCUAAAGCAACUAUUGGGGAAUCUCAAAUGGUCACUUCAUCUGGAUCAGAGCAAGCAGAUAGCAAGAGAAAGGAGAUGCAGACUGAUGAGUCUGAACUGAGACUUGCUCAGCUGCAACAUCAGCUUCCUACCAAUGAACCAGGCACAUUGAUGCAUCUGAUCGAGGAUGCUGCUGAUGGUGAUGAUGAUGAAGAUGUGGAAAGGAGAGAGUGUAAGACUCUCUUCAAAAACAUGAAGUUCUUUUUAAGUCGAGAGGUUCCAAGAGAGUCGCUGCUGUUUGUUAUUCCAGCUUUUGGAGGUACGGUUUCUUGGGACGGAGAUGGGGCUCCAUUUAAAGAAGCUGAUGAGGGAAUUACUCAUCAGAUUGUUGAUAGGCCAACUCAGGGUCAUAAGUUCCUCUCCAGAGAAUAUGUCCAGCCACAAUGGGUCUAUGAUUGUGCAAAUGCUCGGAUUAUCUUACCAGUAGAUGGUUAUUUAGUGGGAAGGGUUCCUCCACCACACUUGUCACCAUUUGUUGAUAAUGAGGCUGAAGGCUAUAUUCCUGAAUAUGCAGAAACAAUUAAACGCUUACAAGCUGCUGCAAGAAAAGAACUCCUUCCAAUGCCUGGUGUAGAUAAACGAGAUCUUGAUGAUCCUCAGAAUCUAUUACUUGAAGGUGUCAUAAGUCGUGCUGAAGCUAAUGAAGCAGCUGAAAAGAAGCGGAAGAUGGCAAUGCUUGAGAAGCAGUACCACAACGAAUUGAAAAUGGAACUUCAAGGGGUUCCUUAUUCUUCCUCUGUUUCAAAUGACAAUACAGAGAGUGCUGUUAAUGAUACCGAGGGUAGGGAAGAGUCUCUUCCAGAUCCAGAUCAAAUUGCCAAGGAUAGCAGCAGUAGCAUGUCCAUGGUUGUGAUGUCACGGAAGAAGAGGAAGCUUUAUGAAGCGAUGCAAAUAAACAAAGAACGCAAACGUGAGAAUGUUAACAAGUUGAAGGAAAGGAAGGCCAAAGCUGCCCAGGGAUCCGCCUGAACCAAAAGCUGUUGCCGAGUGUUAAUGUUAUUCUAAGAUCUAAGUCUUGUUUACUCAAAAAAAGAGUACUAAAUUUUGUUUCUCCUUAAUUAAAUUAUUUGUCAAAAUUUUAAUUUGAAAAACGCCAAUAUUUUUGAUUGGCUAAAAUUUUGUUAAUGUAUACCAAGGUAUGUUAUUGGUCUACUAUGUAGCAUGUACAUACAUACACCUGUUGUUUUAGAUGUGUUGAGACUCGAGAGUUAAGAUCUUUCUAAUCAA
Messenger RNA from Nelumbo nucifera (sacred lotus), 2162 nucleotides. Its product is annotated as pescadillo-like protein. Gene Ontology annotation, biological process: maturation of LSU-rRNA from tricistronic rRNA transcript (SSU-rRNA, 5.8S rRNA, LSU-rRNA); ribosome biogenesis. Lineage: Eukaryota; Viridiplantae; Streptophyta; Magnoliopsida; Proteales; Nelumbonaceae. Gene Ontology annotation, molecular function: RNA binding. Gene Ontology annotation, cellular component: PeBoW complex; nucleolus. The record is from RefSeq and is a predicted model, not a curated record.